CCAACAGGCCAGCUGAACGCAGCCGAUAUAACCCCCCUUCCAGAGAAGAGUUAGGGCCUCCAACAUCGAAAAAAAGCCAUAAGUAAGACGCACUCACUCCUCAAUAACCUCUAGAAAAAAAGACAAAAGCAAAAGAAAAGAAACGCCUAAACUAAACUUACCGGUAUUCCUCUCUCAACUGCAUUGCAGACCUAAAUAUAUAUCCUUUCCUCGAGCUGCCCACAGCAAACGAUGCUGAAUUUCGAACAUGAGCUCCGCAUGCGCCUGGAUAUGUUCUUCCGCCAACACACCGGCUUCUCCUCCUACGCCCACUUCCACUCCAUCCCCCCCAUCUUCCGCGAGGAAAUCUUCGACCAGCUGCUGACAACCGAUACCUUCCUCAUCAUGCCGGACAGCGACGUCCGCGACGCCGUCCUCGGCGACGCCAUUCUGCUCUGCCAAAAAUACAUCACCCAUGACACCGCUGUCGCCAAGGAGGCCCUGGAAACCUAUUACGAGAAAAACCACUUCCAGAUCGUGAACGCCCCCUUCCUCGCCGAGCUGCUGACCUACCUGGACGACCCGCACUGCGAUCCGGACGACGGCUUCGACCCCAAGAUGCACGUCCAGCAUCUGAGUCUCGGCUUCGAGUGGGACUGGCUCGAGGAGUUUGGCGCCGGCGAGGAUGACCCCGCCGCAACCGUUGAGGGCGUCCUAGGCAUGCUAGCUACCUGCCCGAAGUUGAAGGAGGUGGCGUUUGAGAUUAAGGGGACGCCUGAGGGCAUCGCGCGCAUGCGGGAGGUGUUUACAGCGCAGGCGGCGGCGUUACAGAGUCUGGAUGAGCGGUUGCGGUUGAAUACCGAUGAGGGCGAUAUCCCCGCGGGGCUGUUGGUGUUGGAGAUUCCGUUUAAUCGGCAGCUGCAGCGGAGGAUGAUUCCGCAUCCGUGGUGGGAUUUGGAGCGGAAGGAGGAAAUGGAGCUUUUUGAGGAGGAUUGGUGGGAGCGGUUAGAGAUUACGGAGCAGAUCCCGGAGGAUUUGUUGGUUUGAUGGUUGAUGGUUGAUGUUAAUACGUGGUGUUAGGACUUUUUUUUCACCUUCUGUUUCCUUUUUUGGGUUGAGAUGCGGGUUUGGG
This is a messenger RNA of Aspergillus alliaceus, 1111 nucleotides long. RefSeq lists its product as uncharacterized. The record is from RefSeq and is a predicted model, not a curated record. The transcript has a single exon. The coding region runs from base 232 to 1026 and encodes 264 amino acids. NCBI's taxonomy places the organism in Eukaryota, Fungi, Ascomycota, Eurotiomycetes, Eurotiales, Aspergillaceae.